Molecule: messenger RNA, 411 nt
Organism: Lentinula edodes (shiitake mushroom)
Lineage: Eukaryota; Fungi; Basidiomycota; Agaricomycetes; Agaricales; Omphalotaceae
Exons: 5
Coding region: 1-411 (136 amino acids)
Biological process (GO): rRNA processing
Molecular function (GO): peptidyl-prolyl cis-trans isomerase activity; DNA binding
Source: RefSeq, a predicted model, not a curated record
AUGGCCAACAAGAAAUCUAGCGCAACUGCCAACAAGAAAAAUGACGAAAUGAAGGGAAAAUCAGGAAACGGUUCUGCAGGAGAUGAGAAAUCUUCGAAGGGAAAGGGUAGCUUAAAGGCCGCCACCGCCGUCAAUGUCCGUCACAUCUUGUGCGAGAAGCACUCCAAGGCCACUGAAGCUUUACAGAAAAUACAGGAAGGUCAAUCUUUCAAUAAGGUAGCUGGGGAGUAUUCAGAGGAUAAGGCCAAAGCUGGCGGAAGCUUAGGAUGGAUGAUAAGAGGCAGUAUGGUGGGUGCUUUCCAAGAUGCUGCUUUUGCUCUCACCCCAUCUACUGUCGACAAACCCAUCAUUUCUCCUUUGGUGAAGACAAACUUUGGUUAUCAUAUCAUCAUGGUCGAGGGUCGUAGGUGA